This is a messenger RNA of Haliaeetus leucocephalus (bald eagle), 2103 nucleotides long. RefSeq lists its product as uncharacterized. Lineage: Eukaryota; Metazoa; Chordata; Aves; Accipitriformes; Accipitridae. Bases 95 to 1285 code for a protein of 396 amino acids. The transcript is spliced from 6 exons. The record is from RefSeq and is a predicted model, not a curated record. Gene Ontology annotation, molecular function: DNA binding.
CCUUGUCCCCCCGCCAGGUCGUCUCCAAGCAGGACGGGGGUCCCACGGCCCCAGUGAGGUGCCGGGGGGCUGGUGCACCCUGACGCUGGCACCCAUGGCCGACGGCGGGGCCGAGCCCCAGGAUGAGGACGAACACUCGGGGGGCCAGGACCCCGCGGACCCACAGUGCCCCGCAUCCAGCCCGGGCCACGGCAGGGUCCUCCUGCUCACCGAGGACAUCGCAGCCAGGAAAAGACCCCGGCUGUACCGGGGCACCCGGGCCAGCCCCAGUCACCCAUGGGGACCCAAAAGCCCCUGGGAGCUGGGGGGUACCGGGGGGGGCUGGGGUCCACGGGCAGGCAGGGUGACGGGGCUGUACGCCCAGCUGCUGCGGGAGAUGGAGAUGGAGGUGGAGGAGCUGCAGCGGGCGCUGGCAGCCCGGGACGAGGCCGUCCUGCACCGUGACCGCCGAAUCCGGCAACUGGAGCGGGAGAACCGGCAGCUCCGGAACCAGGUCCGCAGUCUGGAGGAGGAAAACGACCUGCUGUCCUCCAGGGGUGGCCGCGGGGGACCCUUAGCCACCGCUGCCACCGCCACCAGGACCCUGCUGGCCUCAGGCACCGGCUGCAUUGGCAUCAGUGACAGCAACAUCCAGUUCCUCAAGGGGCUCGUGGGGCUGCUGGAGAGCAACUCCGCCAUGCAGGUUGGGGGGCUCCAGCCCUUCUCUGCUCCCAGCCCUGGGGAGCAGGGCUGUGCCCCCGCCGACGUCCCGCGGAGCCCCCCGGCCUGGCGGCUGCGGGCAGGGCUGCGCGGCAGCUUCCCCCCCUGCCUGGGCACCGAGGAGGGGGCUGGCAGCCCGGCCGCACUCACCGACACCGCCUGCCUCUGGGAGGAGAGCCGGGGGGACACGCUGCCCGAUGGCACCCCGCUCUGGGCCUCACCCAUCGAGGAAAACGGGAGGCCCAAACUGGAGCUGGUCCCCAACUCAGGGGUCUACAUCACCCACCCGCAGCUGGACGACCUCUCGCAGGUCUCCACUGACAAGCCCAAGCUCAUGACCCGCCGGCUGCUCGAUUACUUCUUCUCACGGGAGACGCUGGCCCGGUCAUCGGCCACGGGGCAGCGCAUCGCCCACAAUACCACCACCAUGGAGCGGCCCCUCCGCCUGCCCGUGGCCGUGGUCAACGCCAUCAAAGAGUACGUCACCAAGAUGUGCGGCCGCGGCUGCAACUUCAACGCCGUCAUCAACAGCAAGUGCGGCACGUCCCGGCGGGCUGUCAAGAAGAUGGUCGUGAAGACGGAGUGAGCCGAGACCCACGGGACAGCCACGGCCCUCCAGCCACGCGGAGGGGAUGAGCCCAGAGCCCUCCGGUGCCGCAAGAUGGGGAGAGGGGACAGGGAGGGACAUGCCGGGGACGGUGGGAUCGCACCCUUGCGCUUACAGAGGGGCUGGAGGAUUCACCCUGCAGAGACUGGCAGGCUCAGCCCCACGUCCCCGUGGUGGGAGAGCCCACGGCCACGCGUCCUGCUCCCUCCAGCAGCAGGGAGCGGGUGCUGACAGGGGCAAGGGCCGGUUGGAGCAGGGAGAUGCCGGUGCCGUGCAUCUUACCGGCCGGUGAUGGGGUUGGGAUCGUGGUGCCGGGGUCCCUGGGCACAGAGGGCAGAGAUGGUGGCCAUGGCCAUCCCCGGCAGCAGAGCUGCUCCCGCACACAGCAGCAGCUCCACACAUCCAGCCACAGCCCAGGACUGUUUUCCUGUAAAUAAGUUCAUUUCCAGCAACAUUUGGGAUUCCUGUAAAUAAACUCCACUUUCUUUCUGCCCGAGAAGUCCGGCAGCUCGCCCUCCCUGCAGCCGCACCGAGCAUUUCGCCUUCAGCUCUUCACCGCCGCGGUUGGCUCUUGCUGCGGCUGCAGCCAGCGCAGCCCCAGUCGCGGCAGUGCCCAGCCCAGCACCGUGGCUCGCACCAUGCCGGCUCGGGAGAGAAAGGACCCUCAGUGGCACACGCUGCACUGGAUUUGCCUCUGGUGACUAAAUUUAUUUAGCAAGGAAAGCUCCCGGCUGACUCCACACCGGCCAACCAGUUACAGUUAAUAAAGUAUAACAGAUCUGUCACGUAAUCCAGAA